AUGAGCGGACCUGAUGGGAGACCAGUCUUACUCCCGCCCCCACUGCCAGACAGUGAUGGCAAGAUCCGUAGCACGCGGCAAGACAAUGCCUCUACAGGCGUUGGCGCCGCCCUUGUACGUGGUCUAAGUGCGCGGCUUCUAGCUCUCUAUUUCCGGGCUCCGAUCAAAGCCUUCUUCAAGACCAGGAUAGAUUAUAUGGGCUAUGCCAGGGCCAUAAAUCCCAAUGUCCAAGCUGGUCAGAAGUGGUCAUGGCGCAUGACCUCUCCAGCGCUACUGGCAUCAGCCAUCCACCGCCAUGGCUGGUCCUUUCUCCCGAACCAGGUUCUUCCGCCCUUGAUGGCGAACACGGUCGUUGGCGCAGUCCUUUACACUGCAUAUCUGCAAACUCUAGGCUUGCUUCACGAACCGUCCGCCCGAGCAACAAAGCGUACCGACCCGUUGCCGCCACCCACUCAUACGUUCGCCGCAGGCUUCGUGGCUGGAGCCUUUCAAAGUGUUGUUGCCGCGCCGUUAGAUGCUCUGCAGAUUCGCUUUCAAGCGAACGAGUUCCUCAGCGGCAAGUACGAGAAUAUGUGGCAGUACGCUUGGCGCAAAACGCGCGAGAUUGGUGCUCGCGGUAUCUUCGCUGGCUGGUCCUUGAGUCUCGUCCGCGACAGCUUCGGUAAUGCCGUCUUCUUCAGCACGUUCGAGUACAUCAAGGGCCAAGCUUUCUACAGCUUCGUCAGCAAUUGGUAUGGCACCUAUGGCAGCUUGACCGGAUUCCAAAAGGAUGUUCUUCGAUCGCAGCGCAACAAGGAUGGGAGUCAGGUGACCAGUCCUGCGAUAACACCGCAUUACAUGAUCGAGCCGACUUUCAUCUUGCUUGCUGGCGUUGCGGCUUCCGUGGCCCAGGCGCUGAUUCAGUACCCCAUCAGCCGCAUACAGGAGGUGCACUAUGGACGCCUCGAAUGGAUCGAUGCACAUCCGCACAAGAACAAGCCGAAUAAGCUAAGCCGUGCUGGUGGCGCGCUGGGAAUGUACGUCAGCGCUUAUCGCAAGACCUUCAAGCAAUGUCUUGCUGUUGCUCGCCGUCAAAAUGGGCUCAGACAUUGGCUGUACAAGGACUUUCUAAUGCGUACGAUCACCCAAGUUCCCAGCACAAGCGCGGGUUUGAUCGUCUUCGAGGUAAUUAGGCGGAAAUAUGGUGACAAAUCGGACAUUGUGAAGAUCAACAAAGAUGGUUAUGACAUCCUUUUAGUGUGA
This is a messenger RNA of Baudoinia panamericana UAMH 10762, 1242 nucleotides long. RefSeq lists its product as uncharacterized. Gene Ontology annotation, molecular function: L-ornithine transmembrane transporter activity. The record is from RefSeq and is a predicted model, not a curated record. Gene Ontology annotation, biological process: mitochondrial L-ornithine transmembrane transport. The coding region runs from base 1 to 1242 and encodes 413 amino acids. Lineage: Eukaryota; Fungi; Ascomycota; Dothideomycetes; Mycosphaerellales; Teratosphaeriaceae. The transcript is spliced from 3 exons.